Messenger RNA from Penicillium mononematosum, 975 nucleotides. Its product is annotated as pectate lyase family protein. Gene Ontology annotation, molecular function: pectate lyase activity. The coding region runs from base 1 to 975 and encodes 324 amino acids. The transcript has 5 exons. The record is from RefSeq and is a predicted model, not a curated record. NCBI's taxonomy places the organism in Eukaryota, Fungi, Ascomycota, Eurotiomycetes, Eurotiales, Aspergillaceae.
AUGGCUCCUUUCAACUUGAUGGCAGUUUCUCUGCUCGGCUGCUUGUCUAGCCUUGCACUGGGAGCUCCUACUGCAACCACCAACUUCGGAAAGCGCGCAAGCGUCGAUGAUGUCGCUACUGGUUAUGCCAGCGAGAAUGGAGGCACCAACGGUGGUGCUGGUGGCACUACCACCACUGUCUCCUCGUAUGCUGCCUUCACUGCUGCAGUCAGCGGAAAUGAUGCCAAGGUCGUCUUUGUUGAUGGCCCCAUCGAGAAGUCGGCCAAGCAAGUCCGUGUUGGAAGCAACACUAGCAUCAUUGGCAAGGACUCCAAAGCUAUCCUGAACGGCUUCGGCCUCAUGAUCAAGGAACAGACCAAUGUCAUCGUCCGCAACCUUGGUGUCCACAAGGUGGUCGCCGAAAACGGUGACGCCAUUGCUGUUCAAAAAUCCACCAACGUCUGGAUUGACCACUGCGAUGUCGCCUCUGACCGCGAUCACGACAAGGACUACUAUGAUGGACUCAUCGAUCUUACCCACGCUGCCGACUUCGUCACUGUGUCCAACACCUUCAUCCACGACCACUGGAAGGCCUCCCUGAUCGGUCACUCGGACAGCAACAGCGAUGAGGACACCGGUCACUUGCGCGUCACCCAGAACAACAACUACUGGUACAACAUCAACUCGCGUGGUCCUUCCUUCCGCUUCGGUACUGGCCACAUCUACAACAACUACUACCUGGACGUCUCCGACGGCAUCAACACCCGCCAAGGCGCCCAGCUUCUUGUUGAGUCCAACACAUUCGUUAACAGCAAGAAGCCCCUCUACUCUACUGACUCUGGCUAUGCUGUGGCCAAAGACAACGACUUCGGUGGCGCUGAGAACACUGCUGAGGCUGGAACCCUGAAAUCGGUUCCCUACGACUACAAGCUGCUUGGCUCGGCCAACGUCAAGGCUGCUGUGGUUGGUACUGCUGGUCAGACCCUCGUCUUCUAA